AUGUCUCUUCCAAUGAAAAAUCUCGGAAAAUCCAAAAAUCGCUCUGAAUCCAACUAUUAUGAAAAUGAGUCACCGAAAUGGAUACCUCAGGCAACUGAUAGGGAACGCUUUGCUUCUUCGUCCUCUGAUGGUCCAUCAACUUCCAACAGCUAUCUCUCCACAUCACAACUCGUCGCACCGGUUCUUCAGGCAAAAUUCCCAAAGCCUGGGAGUCGGAGAGAGCCUACCUACUAUACACACCAUGACACCGAUGACGAUGAUGAUCUACCGUAUGACUAUGGUGAAGGCCCAUCGACGUCUUCUAGCCAUCCUCUGGCCGGUGCCACGUCAUCAUUCCAUCUAAAAACAUCAAGAUGGGCAAUGGUUAGAGAGAAAAGCCCGCAAAUCAUUUCAAAGGAGGCCAAACUCCAGGACAAGAGGAGACAGUUGGAUUCGAAUAAAGGAAGAGUUCGAUUGAAAUUUGAAAAAAGUGCAAAAAAGAGAAAUGAAGAAAUUGCACAAAAUAAUUCGUUUAGCGAUGUUGUAAAAACGGCAAUGAAUUCUGAUAAGUUAUCAGUAUCUUACAAUACAACUAUACAACGCGUUGUAUACAAAAUGGUGUGCCAAAAAAUGCUCCGCACAUGGAUUUCCGCGAUGGAACAUGACGAACGAGAAUCUGAGCCGGAACGUGAUCGAACUACAACGAAUGCAGAGCCCACAACAGAGAAUGGGGAUAUUCUUCCGGCACCGCCGGUUUUUGUACCCAGAUUGAGUGGAUGGACACAGACAAAAGAGUAUUUGAAGGAUAAGUGGCUUCAACUCCGCUACUUUUAUGUCACCGAAAACUCGACAUUCUUCUACUACUGGUCAGCACUAAUCACAAUUGGAAUCAUUUAUAACAUGUGUGCAAUGGUCAUCUUCAUUUUCGACGAUAUUCAUCUAGGAUAUUUCAAACAAUGGCUCUACAUCAACAUGUUCUUUGAUGUCUGCUACAUUUUGGAUUGUUUAAUUGGCUCGAGACUUGUCUAUCGCCUCUACGAAUUCAUCAUUUUAACCCAACGUCGUACGGAUUGGCCCCACUUCAUGAAAAUCCUAUUUUUAACCACUGCAUGUGGAAUUCUGUUCCAUUGGAAUGCAUGUGUGUACUUUUUGUUCUCCCUAUUUGAAGGGCUCACUGAGGAUGACACCAAUGCUUUUGGAUUCUCAUACUACAAAGUUUUCGAUCCAAGAUUCCCGAGUUGUGAUGCAUUGUACGACGAAUCAUGUUGGUAUCCGGAGGACGAAGAGGUUUUGGAUAUACGGGACGAACGACCAAAGUAUAUGCACCAGAUGUAUCAGUUUUGGAAGGAUAAGUAUGACAUCUUCUCAAUGGGAAACUUCUCUCGUGAGUACAGUAUGACACUCUAUUGGUCAUCCUUGACCAUCACAAAAUGCGGACAACAGCCAUGGCCAUCGUCAAGCUAUCAGAAUGCUCUUGAAAUUUUUGAUACACUUAUUGGAGUGUUAGUGUUCGCUACGAUUAUUGGAGGAGUCGGUAGUGUCGUCACCCAGAUGAGUCAAAAUGUGAACACAUUUCGAGAAAUGAUGGAUGGUAUCAAGUUCUAUAUGAAUUACAGAGGUGUCCAAUGGCAAAUUCAAGAACGUGUGCUGAACUGUUUCCUCUAUUUGAACAGCCACAAUCAAUUAUAUGAAGAGGAUGAAAUCCUCUCCUCACUUCCACCUCGAAUUCAAGCCAAAAUCGCCAGCGACCUCCACUCAGAAACCCUAUCUCAUGUGUUACUUUUUUCGAAAUGUGAACAACGGAUGAUUGAUGAACUCGUUCUUCUUGUCAAACAACAAGUCUUCUCUCCAAAUGAUUAUCUUUGUCGAAAAGGGGAAUUAGCACAAGAGAUGUUUAUAGUGAAAAAAGGCAAACUAGCAAUUAUUGACGAUGAAACUGGCAUUGAAUUGGAUGUAUUGGAGGAGGGAUGCACAUUUGGAGAGCUUUCGGUUAUUCAUGUUCCCGGGAAUACGCUUGGAGAUCGGAGAAGUGUAUCAUUGAGAGCUAUUGGCUACUCGGAUGUGUUUGUUUUACACAAAGAUGAUGUUUCUAAACUGCUGAAUGAAUAUCCGGAGGAGAGAGUUCGCUUGUUGGAAAAUGCUCGCCGUAUGCUCCACUCCAAAGGGCUGCUGGAAACCAACGAGUUGGGAGAGAUGAAAUGUGAUGAUCCCGAAGAUAUGGAUGAUGAGGCUUUGGUAGAUUUCAUGUCCGUUGAUGAGCAAUUGGAUCGGCUGGAAAGAAUAGUAGAUGGGUUGAAUAAGGAUUUAAAUAAUCGUAUCAUUUCGUUUUCGCACUUUGCCGGUCAUAUGAAACAACGUGUGACGUCACUGGAGGACACAUUCAAUCUGAAUAAAACCAGAAUUCGUUCGGACCUUUUCGAGGGGAUUCUGAAGACGGAUUACCAUGAUCGACAGCUUCUUACUUGA
This is a messenger RNA of Caenorhabditis briggsae, 2445 nucleotides long. Lineage: Eukaryota; Metazoa; Nematoda; Chromadorea; Rhabditida; Rhabditidae. The transcript has 16 exons. The record is from RefSeq and is a predicted model, not a curated record. Gene Ontology annotation, cellular component: intracellular cyclic nucleotide activated cation channel complex; plasma membrane. Bases 1 to 2445 code for a protein of 814 amino acids. Gene Ontology annotation, biological process: monoatomic cation transmembrane transport. Gene Ontology annotation, molecular function: intracellularly cGMP-activated cation channel activity; intracellularly cAMP-activated cation channel activity; protein-containing complex binding.